AUGCAGGCUGAUGCUAAGAUGAAGUCUUACGCAGUACAUUUGGUGGUGUCGAUGCUGCAUUGCAUUGAUGGAAGAGCCAACAAGUGGAUCGUCAAGGACGGGAUUGUUUGGUCCAGCCUGGAUGCAAAGCUGAAGACGUUGGCCGCGACCACCCACAGCCUGGUCUCUGUCUAUGUCAACCACAAUGCUGCCUUUCAUGGGGCAACGGGCGACCUGGGCAUGUAUUCCAAGAAGUUUGCGAACAUGUGCAGGGAAAAGGGGUUUCUCGUCACUGAUGUGCAGUACCACUGGGACGCAAUCGCGUCGCACAACUGGCAACUGGCAUAUCUCCAACUGUCCAAGGUGCAGAUGAGCUCCAUCGUGGAGGGAUGCGUCGCUGAAGAGGAGGUGAGAUUCAAUGUCCCGCCUGGAAGCGACCAGAAGCGCUUUUACAAGUACGACCCACCACCACAGAGCUCCGGCCUUCGCGAGGACGAGAAGGAGAGAACCUUUUCCUCGGCAACUGCAAAGCUGUCUACCUCAGACGAAGAGGACAAGUCUUGGCUCGAGUCAAGCCAGCUGGCAAGUGGGAUGUUCUGCGAGAAUUGCAAGUCUGGUGGUGUCGAACAACAAAUGGACAGAGUCAACAAGGACCGACCGGAGUCGUGCAUCAACUGCGCGGCCAACAGCCAAGCUGACUUCCACGGCUACACUACAUCGAGUGUCAAGAAGAAUGAGAUCUUGAGGUUGUUCGUUGAGAUGUGCGGGAUCGUUGACAUGGCCAAGUUCUCCAUUGGCAAGAAAUUCCCCGACCUCAUCGUGGACAUCAUUAAGACCUUCUUCAGGACAAACGUGGCGAAGCCGCUCUCGCACUUGGGCUACAUCACGAUGGACCAGGAGUCUUUCGAAGGGUUCUUUGGUAGCUCUAGGAGAGGAAAGCAACUGGUUGUGGAGGAGUUCCGGUGCAAGGUCCACGAGACUAAAGAGAUUAAGACCUUCUUUCGGAUUGGAAUGGACUAUGGCAACGUCUGCUAUGCUGGUUGGUGGAGGUCACUUUUGAGUACGACUGUCUUGGGAGAGUUGUUCUCUAGCCUCAACGCAGAGCUGCUUGGUGACGGCUUUGAGAUGCUGCUUGGAUUCUUCGAAGUCCUGCAACACUUCGAGACUGUGCUGCCUCAAUGGGGGAAGAUCUACAGCUACAAGCGUGGACUCGAGAUCUCCAUGAUCAACUUCGCGAACUCCGGAACUGUCGGUCCCGAGAUAGUGAACAACAAGAGGAGACCUCCCCCUGCAUGGCCUAUGGAACCAACACCGAAGGUAGCUUCUGAGAUGAAGAGGGUGGAGAAGAUGGUCUAUGCUCAUCCCGUGUCCGAAGAGUACGAGGAAGAGCAGGACGUACCGAGCUCUGGUUCUGAGUUCCCUGGAGACUACGGAGGCCGCUACGACGACAACUCUGACUUCGAGCGGUACGAGCCUGAUCCUGAAGAGGAAGCAGAAAUGGGGGAUGACGAUCCUGAGGAUUGGAUUGGAAACUGCACGGAGGAACAGGCAGAGUACGCUCGCGAGGCCAGUGAUAUGGGCUUCGAACGGAUGAACAUCGUUCUAGAGAUCUUCGACAACGGCAUCAAGGAAGCCAAGAGGAGGAGAAUCUGCCUAUGCUGCCAGCGCAAGGGCCACCACGCCGAGGAAUGCGAAGAGGAGGAGAAGAAGAAAGAGUACCAGGAGAAGAUCGAAUGGAUCCUUUCCAACGUUAGAGGUCAGGAGGAGCAGCAGCAUCAUCAACAGAAGAGGCAAAAGACUGAAGAGUCGCCCAAGGACGCCUCUGACCAGUUCGUGGCGAAGAUGUACGAGAAGCCCAUCUCUUUGGAGGACCUGGCUUGCUUGGCUGAGGGCGGAAUGUACCACAUCAAGGGCGAGCUGCUAGAGGGCGUCAACCACCUGGAGCUUACCACGGGUGUGAGGAGCAUUCGAGUGCCUGAUGUCUUUCAGAUUCCUAGCCGGGAAACCUCGAAGUAUGCUGGGCGAGAUCGCCAUGGAAACUGGUAUCCGGGCUACAUGAGUGCCUGCGCUGGUCUCCCGAACUUCGCGGAGCUUGAGCCGGUCAACCCAACUGAGAUGUGCUACGGCUACUUUCAGGACUCAAACUUCGAUGCUGACAGGACGACAAGGGUCAUGACACCCCGCCAGAUCACCGAGAUGUCGAAGCGCCUUUCCUAUGGGCUGCGGCAGUUGGCUGGAACUAAGAAUGGCGAGUUUUCCUGUGAUGAGGGAGGUUGGGUUAACAUUGAUGAUGUGCUGCGCAACCAAGUCAUCUUCAACCAUGAUGGAUGCACAUGGAGGGCUUGGAGACUUCUCAUGGAGGUCCUCAACUACCAGCUUGAAUGUGCAAUGGAGAAGGUGCACUUCCAGGCAUACACUCCCUUCUCCCGGUCCCAUGCUCUCGCAGUGAAGCUCGACCCUAGCUUUGCUGCACGUUUUGGUGGCGCCUACUACGUCUGCCCUGCAACUCGGAUUCAGGACAUUGUGGACAGCGGGCUUACCAUGGAAACAGAUCACCAUGGAGAGGUCAGACUGCUGAAGUUUGGGAUCCUACCGCCGUGGAGUGCCGGAAACUACUCCACCACCACUUGGAUUCCUGACUGUGACCACUUGCUUGUCGUCUACGUGCCCGCACUCACACUCGUGAAGUACGACUGUGGACUCACGGAGAACGGGACGGUGAUCUGCGGCUACCCUUUACACUUUUCGGAGGUCGAAGGGAUGUGGAUCGUUCGUGGGAAGCGGAACAUGGCGGUUGAGAAUCCAGUUUGCGUGUUUUCCAGACAUGUGGUCAACGAGAUAUGCCUUGGAUUCCGAUUCUCCACUGCUCCCGACGGUCACCAGCAGUUCAUCCAGAACGUGGAGACUUUCUUGGACAAGGUCUCCAAGGCGAACGGUCAGGCGCAGCAUGUCGCGACGCUCCUGGAAGGUCUCAAGAAGGCCGAAAGAGAGAUGGAAGUUUUGCUGAUCAACGAGUACGUUCUCGACAUCAGGAAGGAGCUCGGUCGAAUCUUCAUUGACGAUGGAUGUGACUGGGAAGAUCACCUCUGCAGGGUAUGCCCGGCACGUGUAACUCUGAUCCCCGCCUUCCUCACCUUGUGCGUCAAUUGCAAGGGCCGGCUGCUUUCCGUCGGGAAGUUCAUCGAAGAGAUCGUUGACGACGGCGACGAGGUUCCUGAGGCCAAGACGGAGGAGAAGAUGCCCGAAGAGGCAAAGAAGGCCAAGGAGAAAGCCAUGAACACCGAGUCCAAGGAGGAGGAGUCGAAGGAGGAGGACAUGGACGAGGAGGAAGAAGUUAAGGCCUCCGGUGCUCAGGCGUCUGGGGACCAAACGUACUUUGCCGCCGACAACGAGGACGCAACGGACAACGAGUACGAGGCACCACAACCUGACGGUGAUGAUGAAGUGCCGGUCACACUCACUUUCGAUGACCUCAUGGCGCUGCCACCCGCAACGUGCCUGAACGGAGAGGAGCCAGGAAGCUACGUUGCCUACUUCCUUGCAUACCACCUCUUCCGCAAGUGGAGGUUGUUUGAAUCUCUCGCGGAUAGGGACCCGCAGGAAUACAUUGAUCAUCCAAGCGCCAAGCCCUAUGCCGCAAAAUACGAAUGGCCUGUCACUCCGCGUGGACCUGAUGGAGUACCUCUUCCUCCCGACAUCGACACCGCUCGCGAGUAUGUCAAUGCACACUGGCGGAACUUUGAGGGCGACGUGGAGAAGAAUGCGAGGUACCUCCUUCAGAAGCUGUCAGGGUACUACCACACUUACAAGCUGUGGAGAGUGGCUAUGAACUACCACAUUAGCAGGGACGUGUUCAAAAGAGACGGAGGUGCAGACCAACGAACAGUGGUCGGAGCAAUCAUGAGGAUACUCCGUAUCGCUUACGGCAUGCCCUACGUCGCCUUCACCCCUGGGUGGUUGCAGACUGUUAGCCUGGCAAGCUACUUCCCUGUGGCUCACAUUGUGACGACUGACGUGAAGAAGGAUGCCGACAUGCUUCUCGUUGUGUGGUGUGUCCAGAACGGGAUUGAGAUACCUGAAGGUAUCGUUGCUCCCAAGCAAGUCGAAGCAGCAAAGCUCGUGGAGCGCUUCAGGAUGAAGGCGCGCAGACUGGCCCUGGCUAUGUAA
Effrenium voratum is the source of this 4146-nucleotide messenger RNA. The record is from the annotation of a GenBank genome assembly. NCBI's taxonomy places the organism in Eukaryota, Dinophyceae, Suessiales, Symbiodiniaceae.